This is a messenger RNA of Rhizoctonia solani, 759 nucleotides long. Its product is annotated as glycoside hydrolase family 61 protein. Bases 1 to 759 code for a protein of 252 amino acids. The record is from RefSeq and is a predicted model, not a curated record. The transcript has 8 exons. NCBI's taxonomy places the organism in Eukaryota, Fungi, Basidiomycota, Agaricomycetes, Cantharellales, Ceratobasidiaceae.
AUGAAGUGGGUAGCUCUCGCACUUGCUGUGGCACCUUCGGUGCUAGGUCAUUUCACCAUGCAGUAUUUAUGGGUCAAUGGCGUUGACCAAGGACAAAACACUUACCUCCGUGUUCCACCCAGUAACAACCCGGUAACGGACGUUACGAGCACCGAUAUUCGGUGUAACGUCAAUGGCCUGACCGGAUCUGCGACAGGAACCAAGGCUAACGUGCCAGCCGGUGCCAAUAUCACUCUCGAGUGGCACCAACACGCCCAACGCACGGGAGAAGACGCGAUUUCCGGGGUCACAAGGGACCAUGCCCUCUUGUGGCAUGCCGCGCGCCUAUGCUAUCGAUCUGUCUUGCCUAUCGUCUACAUCGCCAAGGCACCAUCGACAGCUGCCAGUUUCGACGGAAGCGGCACUGUCUGGACCAAGAUUUAUUCGUCCGGUCUAAUCUCCGCCUCGUCUCAGACUUGGGCCACUGAUGUUGUCAACUCAAAUGGUGGAAAGCACUCGUUUAUUCUGCCCAAGAGCAUUCCGAGUGGCGAUUAUCUCAUUCGCGGAGAAAUCAUAGCGCUGCACGUUGCUCAGUCAUACCCUGGUGCCCAAUUUUAUAUUGGGUGUGCGCAAAUCUCGGUUGUCAACGGAGGAAGCGCGUCGCCGCCAAAGAUUGCACUUCCAGGCGCAUACAAAGGGUCCGACCCGGGCAUCACGGUAAACAUCUACAACGGGUUGACGAGCUACACUGCGCCCGGCGGAACAGUAUGGUCGGGUUAA